Messenger RNA from Xenopus laevis (African clawed frog), 4082 nucleotides. It is a transcript of the gene camk2d.L, whose product is annotated as calcium/calmodulin dependent protein kinase (CaM kinase) II delta L homeolog. The transcript has 21 exons. Gene Ontology annotation, cellular component: organelle. Gene Ontology annotation, molecular function: kinase activity; protein kinase activity; transferase activity. Lineage: Eukaryota; Metazoa; Chordata; Amphibia; Anura; Pipidae. Bases 654 to 2267 code for a protein of 537 amino acids. The record is from RefSeq and is a predicted model, not a curated record.
GCGAGCAGCUUGUAACCCUCUCACUUGCACACAGAGCACAUCUAACCCGCAUAUAAUAUAACCGUGAGCUUUUUCCUCUCGGGCUGCCAUUAGAGGCAGCGGGUCGGGAGCACGAAGCCAUUAACCUGCGCUUUCUGACAGCACUCAUGUUAGCGGCUCUGACCGACCUGCCUUCGCGUUUUUAUAGUUGUAUCAGGCUCGGAUAUGAUACUUCCCUCCACCAAUGCGUUCUGAGACAUUCGGGUUUCGGGCUUAAAGGAGCCACCAGCUAUUUGUGACGCUGUCAUUUAGCGCUACUUUAUUUUUCGUUCCACUGCGCAGGGAAGUGAAAGUGAAGAAGAGAAGGAGCGACGCUGCAAAUAAGGCAAAGCAAUAAGCAGUGACCGUGUGAGCCGACCCUGCUGCGCGUAGAGAGGCGGAGAGGAGGUGGAGGAGGAGGAGGAGGAGGAGAGGGGCACAGGGAGGAGGGAAAGCCGAGCAUCCUCCCCAGGCUCAGGUUAAGAGCUACUCUGCGCCCUGCUGCUGCUGCCACCACCACCUCAGGAUCCCGGCGCCGCCGCUUCUCUUGUCUGUCGUUGCGCUGCUGCGCGUCCCCUAGCACCCCGACCGUGCACCACCAGCGCAGAAAAGCAGCAGGAGGAGGAGGAGGCGGCAUGGCUACAACUACUUGCACCAGGUUUACGGAUGAGUACCAGCUCUUCGAGGAGCUCGGAAAGGGAGCAUUCUCGGUGGUAAGAAGAUGUAUGAAGAUCACCACAGGACAAGAGUAUGCUGCCAAAAUUAUAAACACCAAAAAGCUAUCUGCUAGAGAUCAUCAGAAAUUGGAACGUGAAGCAAGAAUCUGCCGUCUUCUGAAGCAUCCCAAUAUUGUUCGACUCCAUGACAGCAUAUCAGAAGAAGGAUUCCAUUAUUUAGUCUUUGACUUAGUUACAGGUGGAGAACUAUUUGAAGAUAUAGUAGCAAGAGAGUACUAUAGUGAAGCAGAUGCCAGUCAUUGCAUUCAGCAGAUCCUGGAGGCUGUGCUGCACUGUCAUCAGAUGGGGGUGGUUCAUCGAGACCUGAAGCCUGAAAAUUUGCUGUUAGCUAGCAAGUUGAAAGGUGCCGCAGUGAAACUUGCAGAUUUUGGGUUAGCCAUUGAAGUUCAAGGGGAUCAGCAGGCAUGGUUUGGUUUUGCUGGCACUCCAGGUUAUUUGUCACCAGAAGUUUUACGGAAGGAUCCCUAUGGCAAGCCAGUGGAUAUGUGGGCAUGUGGUGUCAUCCUCUACAUUCUUCUUGUUGGCUAUCCACCUUUUUGGGAUGAGGACCAGCACAGGCUUUAUCAGCAGAUUAAGGCUGGUGCAUAUGAUUUCCCAUCUCCUGAGUGGGAUACAGUGACUCCUGAAGCCAAAGACCUUAUAAACAAAAUGCUCACAAUCAAUCCAGCCAAGCGUAUCACUGCUACAGAAGCACUCAGACAUCCAUGGAUCUGUCAACGGUCUACUGUUGCCUCCAUGAUGCACAGACAGGAAACCGUGGAUUGCCUGAAGAAGUUCAAUGCAAGAAGAAAGCUUAAGGGGGCAAUAUUAACCACCAUGCUGGCUACCAGAAACUUCUCAGCAGCGAAGAGUUUACUCAAGAAACCAGAUGGGGUCAAGAUAAACAACAAAGCCAACGUUAUAACCAGCCCUAAAGAUCCUACCCCGCCUCUGGAGCCCCAAUCUACAGUAAUCCACAAUCCUGCUGAUGGAAAUAAGGAGUCAACAGAGAGCUCAAAUACCACCAUUGAAGAUGAAGAUGUGAAAGCAACAAAGUGCACAGAAAACACUUAUUCAAAGACUCAUUUGCAUGAAUCUGAGCCCUCCCGUUACUCUUCUUCAUCUGUGCAGUCCCGCAAACAAGAAAUCAUCAAAGUUACAGAGCAGUUAAUUGAAGCCAUAAAUAAUGGAGACUUUGAAGCUUAUACAAAGAUUUGUGACCCAGGCCUUACAUCAUUUGAACCAGAAGCUCUAGGAAAUCUAGUAGAAGGAAUGGACUUCCAUCGAUUUUAUUUUGAAAAUGCGCUAUCCAAGAGCAACAAGCCAGUCCACACCAUCAUCUUGAAUCCUCAUGUUCAUUUGAUUGGAGAAGAUGCUGCAUGCAUAGCAUACAUUCGUCUUACCCAGUAUUUGGAUUCCGCUGGUAUGCCAAAAACAAUGCAGUCAGAGGAGACCCGUGUGUGGCACCGUCGUGAUGGAAAAUGGCAGAAUGUACACUUCCAUCGUUCUGGGUCACCAACAAUACCGAACUAAUAAGCCUUGCAAGCCUUUAUUUCAAAUAUUCAAGACAACUGGAUGGUACAUUUUGGACUCAGUCUCUUAUCUUUGUCCCAGCAACAGGGUGUUUCCAUAAGUAAAUCCUCAUCCUCGGUGAUUUCCUGCAGUCGACUCCUGCUCAAGUCAAUAACAUUCCAAUUUCAAUAAGAAUGCUGAUUAAAGUGGAUUCAAUAAAUGAAGAAGGCAGUUACAAUAUUGUGUCAUUCAGUGGUUCAUUAUGAUUUUGCCAAGUGUCUGUUAACUGAAGCAAGUCAGCUUAUAUUUGUGUGUAUCUAUGAACGUACACACAGGCAAGCACAGGCUUUUCUGUCUUGAGAUCAUAACAAACAGUAUAGAUAUAAAAUAUAUAGGCAGUGACUGACUGGUUUCCACACUAUUGUGUCAUAACAUGGCAAAUAACUUAGUGUAGCACAAAUUGCAUCAUUUGAAACCUUUGGAACCUUGUGAUACCAGUCAUAUGCUGUAUGUCACUUUUAAUUACCUUCUCAAUAAUUUGAAUAUACUUUAGAUAGUCUGAAAGAUUUUUGGAGUAGUUUUCUCUAUCUCUUCUAUAUAUUUUUUUUAUAUACAGUAUACUCCACAGAUUAAUGUUUAAUGAGUGAAUAUUGGUAACGGUUGGGGGCUAAUAUAGGUAGUCUUUUUGAUAAUUAAGCCUAUGAAAAAGUACAAUUUUACAUUCAGGGUAUAUAAUGCUUACAAGAUAUAUGUAUUUUUUGUGUCCGUAUAGUCUAUACUUAAAAUAUUGUGUCAUGUUGUAAAGGAUAUGGGCUCUAAAGAUUAUAACAGGGUUGAAUAAUAUAACUACAUUUUUGUGAAUGGGUAUUCAUAAAUCUAUUUCUGCACUGCUUACAUUUUACCAAUAACUUUCUACUGAUGCUAAACUGUUUUGUCCCAGCGCAUACUACUGGAUAUGCUUUUGGUUAAAUGAAAAGCAGCUUUUAGAAUGAUCUGCUACAAAAACCACAAUUGUUAUUUUUUUUUUUUUUUGAUAUAUAGAUAUAUAAACUAGAGGGAACUUCCAACACUAUAUGCAGGGAAUGCUAUUGUUGUCUGUAAAUGUUUUCUAAUGGAACCUUGGUGAACUUGAUUUAUAUUGAUCAUAUUAUGUAUCUGUGCUACUAAACCUGAGCCCCCAUGAGGGGUUGUGCUUCAUUUCAACAUUAGAUACAUUGUCGUUCUGUUGAACAUCUUUAGGGGCUGGUUACUUUAGUGCUGUACGUGCAUGCUGGAGCGUUGUCAUUGUUUUUCCUUGGUCUGCAUCCUGAAAAAUAAGUCGUUUGAAUUUGCAUUAAUCCAACCUCGUGAAACUCCAAGCAAUUCUUUUACAACUCUACAUGUUGUUCAGUAGUGGAUGUGAGCUGAGUAAUGCUAACGACAAAUGAAUAAACACACAAUUUUCUACACUAUAUAAACAAAUCAAUGUGCUGAGCCAUUUUAACCUGCCAAUGAAAUCUGUGAAAUUUUAACACAAGCAAUUUGUUUUCUGUAUAUCUUUAUUGUAGCUGUGCUUCCACUGUUAGUAUUUAGUUAUCGUGUGCUGAUAUCAAUGUCCAACUAUUAUGGUAGCUUCAUAUACUUAACAAAACUAGCAUGAAAUGCUGACAUAGUACUGUAGACCAAAUCUGUCUUCCACACGGCCAUGUGAGGACAUCAAUAUUAAACCUCUGCACCAUGGUGAAUAUAUCAUCCUUUGAAAUGUUGCAAUAUACUGAUGGGCACAGUUUAUAUAUUUCUGCCAUAAAAAAAAGAUUGUUAUAACUAACAUGUCAAUAAAAUUGUGGAUUAUGUUGA